Danio aesculapii is the source of this 4410-nucleotide messenger RNA. RefSeq names its product mucin-like protein. NCBI's taxonomy places the organism in Eukaryota, Metazoa, Chordata, Actinopteri, Cypriniformes, Danionidae. The coding region runs from base 49 to 3708 and encodes 1219 amino acids. Gene Ontology annotation, molecular function: calcium ion binding. The record is from RefSeq and is a predicted model, not a curated record. The transcript has 21 exons. Gene Ontology annotation, biological process: cell-matrix adhesion.
UGUCAAUGUGGCAAUGGAUGGAAUGCCUCAGUUGGAAAUGGACGUGGAAUGGGUGGAUGCAUAGACCAGAAUGAGUGUCUCUCACCUAAUGUGUGUUAUAGAAACAGAACCUGCACCAAUUUCAUAGGAUCGUACAGCUGUGCCUGCUCUCCCAGAGAUACCCACUGUUCACAGCUAUCACUGAUGGAAAGUGACCUGUAUCCAUUUGGAGAUGAAGCAGGUGAUGCCAAGUUGACAAUAACAACGGCAGAUGGAAUUUCUCCAUACAUCUUUCUUCCUACAGGCUUCCUAUUCAUGGGCAAACAAUAUGAACGGCUAUUAUUUUCAGAUAAUGGCCUGGUGCAGUUUCAGUCAGUCAAUGAGAAUGAGAAACUGUUGCUCCCUGCUCCAAUCCCAAAGGGGUUUCAUGGUAAUGAAAGCCUGCCUUUGUUGGCAGUGUUCUGGGAUGAUGCAGACCUUACACUUGGUGACGGAAAACUGCUGUACCAGGAAUACAGUUUCCUCAAUAUACCUGAUAUCUAUGCUGUGACAGUGUUUCACAGAACAGCACAAGACGUUAGCAGAUUUGAGUCUCAAAGGGGUAAACCCCCGUUUACUCCCAUCUGGAUACUAAAAAUCACAUGGGAUCAUGUUUUACCUGUAUCCUAUCAAAAGAUCAACUUGUCUGAGACCAACACUUUCCAGUGCAUUUUGACCACAGAUGGAUUACGUUCAUUUGCUCUGCUUCGCUACAGUGACAUGAACUGGGGUCCAGGACAAAGGACCCAUCAUGAUGCUCUUAUAGGCUACACAGAUGGCAAAAACAACUUCCAUAAUGAGAUUCCAAAUCCGCCAAACAACUUGUUUGACUCGGGAGGGCGAUAUCGUCCUCAAACUGUGACAGGUAACACAGGCGAACUGGGGAAGCUGGUGUAUGACUUGACAGGAUCUGAUAAAACCAGCUCAGAUCCACAGAGGCAAUGCCAGUUAUGGGCCUUCAGUGAGCCAGAUCCCAAAGAAUGGGCAUUAGGAUUGGCACCAUGUCCCUGUACCCGUGUACAGGCACAGGAGGAUCUGACCUUUGGGCCUGAGACUCUACCAUCAGAACAGACUGCACAAGUGAGGGACCUGAGAAAUAUGAGAUGGGGUGGCAAAAAGGGCCGCGUCAUUCAGUCUAUCCUCUUUAACAAACAAAGAGCAGGAAAGAGAUGCGUGUAUGAUCCAGAGGGGGCCCUGCUGGCUGGAUACAGUGAAAGGUUCUUUACCGAAGACAAGACACAACAGCAUAUAGACAAUGAUCUACUACCCUUUCAAUGGUGCUGUGUUCAAUCACCUCUUUGUAAUGUCUACUUGGCAAAGAGACCACUAGACCGGUGCCAAGGGUAUAGCUGGAACAGCUCUGACAGCACUAUACCUGGGAACAGGGGAGCACCAGGAAUUGGCAUGGUGUAUGGUAGUCUUCAUUUUAUCACCUUUGAUGGAAGUGAGUAUACCUUUAAAGCCGUGGGGGAGUAUGUUAUACUUCGUCUCUCCUCCAGCACGGGAUCAAACAUCUUCACUCUUCAGGGACAAACAGUUGCUCUAGUGGUCAACGGGCUGGCCAAACAGGUACCUGCUCUGGUACGAUUAGCUGCCUUCCACCAGGGUGCUGGAAAGGUUGAGUGGCGAUGUGCUGAAUCUGGGGAUGGGCUUGCGGUCUUGGUCAAUGAUGAGGACAUUCCUGUGUCUGUUGGAGUGGUGCAUUUAGAGGAAGAGGCCUUUGCAGUGCGCUGUACCUCCGUGAGUCGCUGUGGAGUUGUGUAUGGUGAAGGCCUGAAUGUGGUCGUUUGGAGAGGUGAUAAUGGGAGGUUGUCCGCUCUGGUGGAGGUUCCUCAGAGGUUCUACAAUCGUACACUGGGUUUGCUGGGACAAUGGAGCUCAAACAGGACAGAUGACUUCCUGCUUUCUAAUGGCCGUCUGGUGCCUGUUUUAAAUAACAACACCCCUUCUGAGCAGAUUCUGCUUUCCUUUGGACAGUCAUGGGCUGUUCCUGCUCCAGAGAGCCUUCUGUUCUCAGAGCCUCCUACUACUCCAUUCAGUCCGAUCAUGACAGAGCAACUGAUGUCCUCUGUGAGCCCAGAUGUGCUGGCCAAACACAGCCAGGCUUGCCAGGGCAACAUGCAGUGUGUGCAUGACAUUCUGGCCACAGGAAAUACAAACCUAGGCAAAGAUGUUCUGAGAGACCAGCAGCAGCUUCAAAACCUAACACAAAUAUAUGGGAACAUGCCGCCCAUUGUGACCGAGCCAACGGUUAUCAUGUGCAAGGUCAAUAGUACAGUUAAAGUUCAGUUCAAGGCCCAGGAUCCAAACCGGGACCAAAUCUUUUUUUCCCUGACCUUACCACGCUCUCCACAAGUCACCAUCGGCAGUAGUGAUGGUGUCCUGGUGUGGACCCCUUCAAGUAUUCAGCCAGUGAAUCUGACUAUUCAAGUGAGCGAUCAAACAUCUAGCUCAUUGAUCACACCUGUUCUGCGGCUCUGUAACUGUAUGAAUGGAGGGAGCUGUCAGUAUAACAGUGUGGCCGAAAAUCUUUUAUUGGGAAAGUUUCAGAUCGUGGGAUGUCUUUGUCCAGCGGGCUUCAGUGGCAAGUACUGUGAGAACAGAACUGAUGUGUGUAAAGGAAAACCCUGUUUUCCUGGUGUGGAAUGUAUAAGACAAAAAGAAGCAGACCUUUUCACGUGUGGACAGUGCCCUUCUCCUACUGUGUCCCAGGGCAAACAUGGAUAUAAAUGCUUUGAAAAUGACUUCUGCCUCCCUCCAUUCCCCUUCCCCUGUCAUGAGAUGGCAGAAUGCACAAGCACUGGCUACAACUACACAUGUAAAUGUCAACAUGGCUACACUGGAAAUGGACAUGAGUGCAAAGAUAUUAAUGAGUGUCUGAACCCCUCUGCCUGUCCCAAUGCCAAGUUUGAAUGUGUGAACUUGCCAGGAUCAGUGCGGUGCUCAUGCCGUUAUCAGAAAACCAGAGAUACUGAUGGCUGUGGUGAAUCUGCUAAUCCAACAGGCUGGAAUGUUUUUAAUGUGUCUGUGGAUUGGGGAAGUCAGGAGUCUGGACAGGGACUGAGUCGGAUGGAGCAGAUCCUGUCACUUGGUUUUCAGAAUAAGUUUUACAAUGCCAGUGCUAAAACUUCUUCAGCUUCAGGGGGCAGCCAGAGUGAGUACAGGAUCAAUGUAUCCAGCGACACGCCACACUGGUAUGUCAUGGACUACCUGACCCGAGUUAGUCAGUACUACGGCAUCCAUUCAGCCUCUGUUGAGGACCUUGAUGAAUGUGAGACAGAUGAGGGUCCAUGUUCCAAAACAGCCCAGUGUGUCAACACUUAUGGUGGUUACAGGUGUUUGUGCAAUGGCACCGAUUUAAAGGAGGAAUCACAGUAUUGCUUUCCAGAAUGGAAAAGUAUCAACCGCACAGACAUAUCUGAUGUGGAGGAUAAGAAGUCAUUCAUUUUGGGGCUGGUCCUGGGCAUCGGCAUCCCUCUUCUACUUCUGCUGCUGUUGGCAGCCCUUGCCUGCUUCUGCUGCUCAAGAAAGAAAACCAUCACUGGGGAUAUUCCUCACCUGCUGCCCGAGUACAUUCAGGAGCACUUCAAACCUCCUUUCAACUUUGACGACCCCUCUCUGCACUAUACCCCUCAUUGCAGCCCACGUAUCCUUGAUAACUUCACGCCUCGACACAAGCAUCAGUAUUGAUAACACAGCGGACAUUUGUGUUUAAAGGAAACCCCAAAAUGAUAUUUAUAUUUGACAGAGACUGUUGACUUUUUAAGUCCUGUGUGAAAAUGAACGAGUCCAGGACGUAUGGCCUCAUUUUUAAUAUCUAGAUGCUAAAAUAAAUAUGGAUGCGAUGCAGUUUAAUGUAUGCUUUUAUCAGUAAUAAAUAUAAAGCACCAUAAACCCCAUUCAAACAUCAGAUACUUUGUUUUGAUCAUGAUAUUUGUACACCCACUUGUAAUUUUUUCUUAAAUGUAAAAACGUGAUUCUUGUGUUGAACUGAGUCAGUAAACAAUUUUUGUAAAGAAAAUAAAUGUAUUAAAUUAAUGUAAAAAUGUUUUUAGAUCAGUAGUGACGGUAUACAGUGAGUUGGUUAGCUGUGGUUUAUUGUUUUUGGAUACAUUUUUUUGGAUACAUCACAAAAACUUGCUGUCUUGGUCACAGAUGUGCCAGUGAGACAUGCACCAACAAUUUGCUCUCUUUUGAGCUCUAUUUUGUCACACAUAAUGUUGUGUGCAUUUCAAUAUUUUAAGCACAACUGUUCUAUUACUGUGCAAUCAAUGAAGAUUGGCGACUAGGCUGGUCAAAUUUAGCCAGGAAACCUCCAACACUCAAUUGGCCAGUAUUUCAGUAUUAUUGUCCAACCUCUGUAUGUAUAUACAAUUGAAGUCAGAACUAUUA